Messenger RNA from Fraxinus pennsylvanica, 621 nucleotides. The record is from the annotation of a GenBank genome assembly. Lineage: Eukaryota; Viridiplantae; Streptophyta; Magnoliopsida; Lamiales; Oleaceae.
AUGCCUUCCCGUAGAAGAACACUCCUCAAGGUCAUCAUCCUCGGCGACAGCGGGGUGGGAAAGACCUCAUUGAUGAAUCAAUACGUAAAUAAGAAGUUCAGUAACCAAUACAAGGCUACCAUUGGAGCUGAUUUUUUGACAAAGGAGGUGCAGUUUGAAGAUCGGCUAUUCACUUUACAGAUAUGGGAUACAGCUGGCCAGGAAAGAUUUCAGAGUCUUGGGGUUGCUUUCUACCGUGGUGCUGAUUGCUGUGUGCUUGUUUAUGACGUAAAUGUGAUGAAAUCUUUCGAUAAUCUAAACAACUGGAGGGAAGAAUUCCUGAUUCAGGCUAGUCCAUCAGAUCCAGAGAAUUUUCCAUUUGUUGUUAUUGGAAACAAGGUUGAUGUGGAUGGUGGAAAUAGCAGAGUGGUAUCUGAGAAAAAGGCUCGGGCAUGGUGUGCCUCAAAAGGGAAUAUCCCAUACUUUGAGACGUCUGCCAAGGAAGGCACCAAUGUUGAAGAAGCUUUCCAGGUCAUUGCAAAGAAUGCCCUGAAGAGCGGUGAAGAAGAAGAAAUAUACUUGCCCGACACAAUUGACGUUGGAAGCAGCGGUCAGCAAAGACCAACCGGUUGCGAGUGUUAA